AUGGGGCUAAGGCUAACCAGCCUCUUAAUACUAUGGCUGGCUGUUUGCUACGCAAAUCAAGUUAAACAAGGAAGAAAUCCUAACCACAGCCAAUAUGUCUGCAGUACUUGGGGGAACAACCAUUUCAAAACCUUUGACGGUGAUUUUUACCAGUUUCCUGGUGUCUGUGAAUACAACUUUGUUUCCGACUGCCGAGAGUCUUACAAGGAGUUCUCUGUCCACAUCCAGCGUGAACUGAAUGACCAAGGGCACCCUGGCAUCCAAUAUGUCCUUGUCACAGUUAAGGAUGUUGCAAUCUAUCUCACUCAAACAUUGGUUGUGGUGAAUGGGCAAAUUGCAAAAACUCCAUACCACAAUUCUGGCCUUCUCAUUGAGAAGAAUGAGAUUGCUACCAAAGUCUAUGCCAGAACUGGUCUGCAGCUGAUAUGGAACAGAGAGGAUGCCUUGAUGGUUGAGCUUGACAUUAAGUUUCAAAACUAUACAUGUGGUCUUUGUGGGGAUUAUAAUGGCCAGCCAAUCUACAAUGAAUUCAUCUCCAACGGACUGACAUACAACCCAAUCACAUUUGGAAACCUACAGAAAAUUCAUAACCCCAAAGCAGAAUGUGAAGACCCUGAUGAAACAAAAACUGUACAGCAAUGCCAUAAGCAUCGUGAUGAGUGUACAAAGCUGUUGACUUCUUCAGCCUUUGAAGACUGUCAGUCCCGCUUGAAUCUGGAGCAAUAUAUUCAAGCCUGUAUGCAGGACAGGUGUGCUUGUCAGAAAACAGAGGACUCCUUCUGUCUUUGCAGCACCAUCUCAGAGUUUUCCCGUCAAUGUUCCCAUGCUGGAGGAAAGCCUCAGAAUUGGAGAACCCCUGAAUUGUGUCCUAAAUCAUGUCCUGGAAACAUGGUCUACUUGGAAAGUGGCUCACCUUGUAUGGACACCUGUUCACAUCUGGAUAUCAGCAGACUAUGUGAAGAGCACUAUAUGGAUGGCUGUUUCUGCCCAGAAGAUUUGCAGCCAAUGAACCAAGAAAAUCUUACUACUACUACUACUACUACUACUAUUAUUCUUGCAGGCACUGUAUAUGAUGACAUCAUGGGCAAAGGCUGUGUACCCACAAGCAAAUGCCACUGUAAAAGUCAAGGCAAUGUAUUUUCUCCUGGUCAAAACAUCACAAAUGAGUGUGAAAGCUGCGUUUGUGAAUCAGGUAGAUGGGUAUGCCAGGACUUACCCUGUCCAAGUACAUGUGCACUGGAGGGUGGAGCUCACAUUACCACUUUUGAUGGGAAGAAAUACACCUUCCACGGAGACUGUUACUAUGUUUUGACUAAGAGCAGCAAAAAUGACUCACAUGUCCUCUUGGCAGAACUGGGCCCAUGUAGUUCUACAGAUAAGCAGACAUGCCUAAAGACGGUUGUAUUGCUCAUAGAUCACAAACAAAAUGUUCUAGUUUUCAAAUCCGAUGGCACUGUAUUGCUGAAUGAAAUGGAGAUUCACUUGCCUCAUGUAGCAGCCAGCUUCUCAAUUUUCCAGCCAUCUUCCUACUAUCAUAUUGUACACACCUAUUUUGGCCUCAAGCUGCAGAUCCAGUUGGCUCCAGUUAUGCAGUUGUUUGCCGUUGUGGAUCAGUCUGCCAAGGGAAUACUUCAAGGUCUUUGUGGAAAUUUCAAUGGAAUAGAAAGUGAUGAUUUCAAAACAUCAGGUGGAUUGGUUGAAGCAACAGGGGCUUCCUUUGCUAAUACCUGGAAAGCACAGGCCAGCUGUACUGACAAGGUGGAUUCUUGGGAACAUCCUUGCACUCUUAGUGUUGAAAAUGAAAAUUAUGCUGAAUUUUGGUGCUCUUUAUUGAAAAGUACAGAAUCUGCUUUUGCCAGGUGUCACUCAGUCAUUGAUCCAGCAGAUUAUUACAAGCGUUGCAAGUAUGAUACCUGCAACUGUAACUCCCAUGAAGAAUGUUUGUGUGCUGUGUUAUCAUCUUAUGCAAGAGCCUGUGCUGCCAAAGGAGUCAUGUUGUGGGGCUGGAGAGAUAAGAUCUGCAACAGCGAAGUGUCUUCUUGCCCAGCCACCCAGGUUUUCCGUUACAAUAUGAACACUUGUCAGCAAACCUGCCGCUCUCUGUCGGAGGGUGAUAAGCAGUGCUUGCAAGGCUUCACUCCAGUGGAUGGCUGUGGCUGCCCUGAUAAUACUUAUUUGAAUGAGAAAGACAAUUGUGUGCCAGUUUCUAAAUGCCCAUGCUAUUACAAUGGCAAAUAUGUGCAGGCUGAAUGUUCAAACAAUAAGAUAUAUUUCAACUGCAGCGACAUGGGCUCCCGGUCUUCCCAAACACCACUACAGCUUACCUGCCAAACGCUGGGCACUGAUCAUUUCCAGACAGGGUGUAUUUCAGGAUGUUUCUGUCCUGAUGGAUUGAUUGAUGAUGGCAAUGGGCUAUGUGUUAAAGAAGAGGAUUGUCCGUGCAUUCAUAACAAGGAAUUUUAUCCCACUGGGCAUAAAAUAAAAGUGGAUUGCAACACAUGUACUUGCCAGAAAGGAAGCUGGAGAUGUACCACCAAUGUGUGUUAUGGCACAUGUAUCAUUUACGGAAGUGGCCAUUACAUUACCUUUGAUGGAAAAAACUAUGACUUUGAUGGUAACUGUGAAUAUGUGGCUGCACAGGACUAUUGUGGCAACAGAGAUUCAGAGGGAACAUUUAGUGUCAUCACAGAGAAUGUCCCAUGUGGAACCACAGGAGUCACUUGCUCCAAGGCCAUUAAGUUGUUUAUAGGGAACACUGAGCUAAAGCUGGAAGAUAAAGAGAUAGAAAACAUUAACUUGAAUGCAAGUGGCGAAACGAUGCCUUGGUUUUCUCAGAGAGUUGGCCUGUACAUUGUAAUUGAGAUUGGCAAUGGUAUUAUGCUUGUCUGGGACCAGAAAACGACAAUUUUCAUCAAGCUGGCACCACAUUAUAAAGGAAAGAUCUGUGGCUUAUGUGGUAACUUUGAUGACAAGGCUGGCAAUGACUUCACAACAAGGAGCAUGGUUCAAGAAAAUAGUCCACUAACAUUUGGAAAUUCAUGGAAAAGGGACAGUACAUGUCCUGACGUGGAGACAGUCAUUCAGCCCUGUGAGGAGAAACCUCAUCGCAAAGCCUGGGCAGAGAAAGAGUGCAGUCUUAUCAAAAGUUCUGUUUUUGUAACAUGUCACAGUAAGGUGGACCCAGAGCCAUACUAUGAUGCUUGUGUACAUGAUGCUUGUGCCUGUGAUACUGGUGGGGACUGUGAAUGCUUCUGUACUGCAGUUGCUGCCUAUGCACAAGAAUGUACUAAAGCUGAUGCCUGUGUGAACUGGAGGACCCCUGAAAUAUGCCCAAUCUAUUGGACUUCUACAACCUUCUCCGAGUAUGUGAAUGGCACUAUGAGCCUGUGGACGAGACCUUCUAAUCUGCGAGUCCCUAAUAUUGCCAACACAGUGGCCACCAUUGGAAGCCUCUAUACAAUCACUACAUCUGGAACAAUUGUAGUUGGAGAAAUAGUUGGGGUGGUAGUAGAUGGUGUUGAAGUAGUAGUAGAGGUGGUUGUUUUAGUUGUUGUUGUGUAUGUUGUUGUAGAAGUAGUAGUUGGUGUAGUUGUCGGUGAGGUGGAGGUAAUGGUAGGAGUGGUGGUUGGUGUUGUCGUUGGUGAAGUGGAGGUUGUAGAAGUAGUAGUUGAUGUAGUUGUAGGUGAGGUGGAGGUAAUGGUAGAAGUGAUAGUUGUAGUAGUAGGAGUUGUGGUUGGUGUUGUGGUUGGUGAAGUGGAGGUAGUUGGAGUUGGAGUAGUAGUAGAAGUGGUUGUUGGUGUAGUAGUAGUUGUUGAAGUAGUGGUAGAAGUAGUAGUUGGAGUAGUAGUAGAAGUGGUUGUUGGUGUAGUAGUAGUUGUUGAAGUAGUGGUAGAAGUAGUAGUUGGAGUAGUGGUAGGAGUGGUAGUUGGUGUAGUAGUAGUUGUUGAAGUAGUGGUAGAAGUAGUAGUUGGAGUAGUGGUAGUUGGUGUGGUGGAGGUAAUGGUAGUUGUUGUUUCGAUUGUGCUGGUAGUUGGUUUAGUAGUGGUAGUGAUAGUGGUUGUAGUUGUCGUUGAGGUUGUAGUUGUGCAAUAUGGCAUGCAGCAGUAUACACUGAUCUCAUAG
Sceloporus undulatus (fence lizard) is the source of this 4122-nucleotide messenger RNA. RefSeq names its product mucin 2, oligomeric mucus/gel-forming (gene MUC2). Gene Ontology annotation, cellular component: extracellular matrix. Gene Ontology annotation, molecular function: protein binding. The coding region runs from base 1 to 4122 and encodes 1373 amino acids. The transcript is spliced from 26 exons. Lineage: Eukaryota; Metazoa; Chordata; Lepidosauria; Squamata; Phrynosomatidae. The record is from RefSeq and is a predicted model, not a curated record.